GGGAGGAACAGCGACUAAGUAUAAUUUGCACGGUCCUCAUUUCCCCAGUAGCUUUUCUUUGGGGGAUCUCAUUAGCCAACGAGAAUGAACUCGAGGCAGACACCGAAGUCUUCACCCCGGAAAGAGAACCUGCAGCAUCCUCACAGGCGUCCAAGGGAGAGGCCGCCCACGCAGCGCACCCUCGGCCCUUGCGAAGAGGCGCUCUUCCCGGACUCGCCCGCCCGCCGGCGGCUCCGGCCCGGAUCCCCGGCCCGCCGCGAGCAGGACGCCGCGCGCCCGCCCGCGCAGCAAGCCUCCCAAAGGCGGCGGCUCAAGGUCACGCCGUGCGGGGUCGCGGCCUCGCCGGGGAAGGAGCGGCGGGAGGCGGCACCGGGCCGCCGACUCGCCCUCCCGCCGGCUCUCCCCCCGGACUCGUCUUUGGCCUUGUAUUACUCAGCUGAUCUGCAAGUCCGAGUCUGCGCAUGAUUCUUCAGUGUUCUGCGUGUCUCCAGCUCUUCUACCUAAGCCCA
Molecule: messenger RNA, 509 nt
Organism: Octodon degus (degu)
Lineage: Eukaryota; Metazoa; Chordata; Mammalia; Rodentia; Octodontidae
Product: translation initiation factor IF-2-like
Exons: 2
Coding region: 85-465 (126 amino acids)
Source: RefSeq, a predicted model, not a curated record